This is a messenger RNA of Sinocyclocheilus rhinocerous, 406 nucleotides long. RefSeq names its product galanin peptides-like. The transcript has 6 exons. Gene Ontology annotation, biological process: neuropeptide signaling pathway. The coding region runs from base 65 to 406 and encodes 113 amino acids. Gene Ontology annotation, cellular component: extracellular region; secretory granule. Gene Ontology annotation, molecular function: neuropeptide hormone activity; galanin receptor binding. The record is from RefSeq and is a predicted model, not a curated record. Lineage: Eukaryota; Metazoa; Chordata; Actinopteri; Cypriniformes; Cyprinidae.
UUUUUUCUGGAAUCCGUUUUUUUUUUAAAUAAAUAUUUAUAAACAGCAACUGUUCUCUUAUAAGAUGCAGACGAGUUGUGCUUUACUCUGUAUCUCGCUCUUUGUCUUUACUGCACAUCUGUCAAGGAUCCAUGGCAUGACCCUCACGAAUCCAGAGAAAAAGGGAUGGACUCUGAACAGUGCUGGGUACCUACUAGGACCUUAUGCUCACAGAAGUCUUAAUGUAAGACACAGACCUACGGGCAAAAGAGACAUGUGGAAUGAAAGUUCAAGCUUACCAGCAUCUUCAUACAAUGAUUCCUAUCUUCUCUCACUGCUGGGUCAUCUUGCAUAUCUGCGAUUAAAAGAAAUGGGAAUGACUGAAGAUUUCAGUGGCUCUUUAAUGAGUGGCCAUAUGAAGCAAUAA